GGAUUUUGAUUUAGCCAACCAAGCCAACCAAACGUCGAUUUCAUUCAUUCAUAAAUUCAUUGAUUACCAUUUUGAGGUGUGUUUUGUACUGUGAUGGGAAUUUAGGCUAGUUCAUAGUUUCAAUGUUUUCGAUUCGUAUAAUUGUUACAAAUUAACAAAAAAACGUGAUAACAUACAUCCUUUAGCCAUUAGUUCGAUUAUUGCGUGAAAUUCGUAAAGUGUUUGUAAUGAAUUUAGCAUUAUGUGUUUUACUCUGCAAUUUUUUAGUGUUAUCGACAUUUACCGUUGUAACAGGAGAAAAUGUAAACAUGAAAAAGAAUGUCUUCAAGGAGAAUGGUGGUUACGAAGAUGAUGAAGAUUUGGCCGAUGGCUCGGGGAAUGGUGAUCCUUUAGAAUCAAGCGGAUCUGGAUUUGGUCCUCCAGAUGAAGAAAUUACUGACCGUACUCAUAGUGAACUUCCAGGUGUGAAAAAAUCUUCAGCGACUUCAUCACCUAAAAUCGAAAAAGAAGAACCCACUUUACCAAUGCCACAACCACCAAAACCUCAAUCACCACCACCUCCACCGCCUGUGCAGCCAGAGACUAUUGCUCCAGAUACGUCCUCGAAAGCGACCAAUGUUCAACAAGAAACUAGACAAUUACCAGCACCACCACCAGAAGAAAAACACCCCAUCGAUACUUCGUUCAAUACUCCCAUCGAUAAAACUCCUAUCGACGAUACGAAUAGAAAUGAUAACGUGUAUAUCAUUAAUCCUACCCAUGACAGAGACAGGACGACUUCAUUCUUCGCACAGCCUGGUAUCCUCGCAGCUGUUAUCGGCGGUGCUGUCGUUGGUCUCCUAUGCGCCAUAUUAGUGGUCAUGUUCAUCGUGUACAGAAUGCGAAAAAAAGACGAAGGAUCUUACGCUUUAGAAGAAAUGAAAAGGUGUCCAGCCACCAAUCCGUACAUGAAACCCAAUCAUAGAGAAUUUUUCGCCUAAUUUCGUACGUGCGUUUAUUACCUAGGUUAUUAUUUUAUUUUACUGAUAUUUUUUGUACAUUUUGUAUAGAACGAUUAAAUGACCAGUCGACGUUAAGAUGGGAUAAAUUUAAACAAUUGCAGGUUACACAGGUAUAGGUUUUUUCAAGUUUGGAUGGUUUUACUGCGUUCAGUGUUACCGAUUUAAAAAAAAAAUGAAAAAAAAUUGAAAAAAAAAUGUAAAUUUUCUUUGUUAUAUAAUGCUAUUUUAGUACGCGAUUCGCUUGACAUAUCAUGCUAUAUAAUUUGUAUCAGUAAUUUUACUUUUUUAUGACUAUUGUUCCUGAGUAUUUUAAUGUGUACCGAGUACGUGUUUAUUUAUUUUUCUUUUUCGUCAUUAACGCAUUAUACUUAUAUAGAGAAAAACGCGCUAAUGAGAUCGUAUCGUGAAUUUUGUGUUUCGUGUCGUCGAGUUUUUUCUCUCUGUUUUUACUUUUUCUUUUCAUUUCUUUCUUUUUUUAGCCGCAUUUUUUCUUUUGUUUACUUACCGUAUUGUAGAGAAUUCUGUUUCAAAGGUUGACCCUCUUCAACCCUCGCUCGAUUCGAUUUAGGAGGGUAUAAUGGAUGCUCAAGUGUAAUUUACACAAUUUUUGUCGACUCAUUCUAUACCUACCUACCUACCUACCUACCUACCUAUCUACCUAACUCCCACCUAUAUUUCCUAUAAUUAUCAUGACGAAAAGCAAAAGACGUGUGUUCAUUUCACAAAUCCUUGAAAAUAUAAAUUUAUUAACGGUGCUAUUUUAUACGAUAUAUUUUGAAUAUUAAUCGCCAUUUUUCAAAGCAGAUUGAAUUUAAAUCUGUCGAGAUAUAAUUUUUUUAACCUAUUUUCUUCAAAAUUGUUCCAAAUGCUCGCAAUAUAACUAAGUACUCAUUGUUGGUCAAGUACCUAACUUUAUUUUUGGUUGAAUCCGAUCUGAUUAGUAUGUUUGUAUUAAAGGAUAUAGUUUAUCCCUUGCGUCGAUCGUUGCUUGUUAUUUUACUUACCGUUUUCAAAUGAACCAAUUAUUUUGUAUCAUCUUUUUUUUCUUUCUUUCUAGUGUGUUAAUGUAUUUAUGUGUUCAAAAUAAUCUUAUAUUUUCAGCAUCGAGGUCAUGAUUGUGUAGCAAUUAGUUGAUUGUAUUUUUUUUUAAGGUUUUACGGAUACACCCCCGUCUGCAUUUUUUCCCUCCCGAUGUAAUGCUUUUGAAAAGCCAUUUUUAAUUGUUAUUUAUAUAAUUUUUUGUAUUUUUUUGCUUUGUUUUUAUAUUUUUAUUUAUUACGAAUAUUUUCUUAUUUUUUUUCUCUUAAUUUAAUGAUUUUUUUUUUCAUUACGUUAUUGGUUUAAAUUUUUGAGAUGAAUUAGGCUGCGUAUUUGUAUAGUUUUUAGGAUAAUUCUGGUCAAGUUUAAGCUGGUUGGCGGUUGUUCUCUAUUUUGGUUCUCCAAGGUUGUCAGUGAUUUAAAUGAAUCACGGUGGUCGAUGGUGUUAUUGCGUUGAAUUUCAUCUUCAAUUUUUUUUGGUUACCUUGAUGGUAAAGUUGGGUCAGGUACUGAUUUGUUGUUCAGUGGUUUUUUGCAUCGAAGAAAUUUGACAUUUAAUUUCGGUAUUCAAACUCUAACUCGUGUUUUUUCCCGUAGUUGACUGAUUUUAUAUCAAAUCGUUUGAAAAUUGUAUAGAUGGUGAGGCGAGGGGCGAAUCUAUGAACUUCGGAUAACAUGGGUCACCAAAUUAAUUUUUGAUAAAAACAAAUUCAAAUGCAAUCAGUUGUAUUUUUUUAAAAAAAAAUGUUGGUACAAAUCGUAAUUAUUUGGAAAUGUUUACCAAAUUUUUAUACAAAAAAAAGUUCCCACGUUUUUGAAGUUUUUUUUUACAUUAAAUAUCUGAAAUCCAAUCAUCAUCUUUAUGAAAAUCAUGCGAUGUGGUUGAUUUUUCAUUCAAUCGUGACCCCGAUGAUCUCUUCCUCGACAGUUUUCAUUUAUUGUACGAUUUGAUGUAAAAUUAGCUACCUACCUACUUGUUGUUUUCCCUGAAGUAUUCUUGAAAGAAGACUCGUACUAUGUACUUUGUUUUCUGCCCAGUUUCUAUUCAAUUGAAGUCAUUCGUGUUUAGAAUACGCCGAAUAAAUUAUUUAUUUGAUUUGAAAUAACCGAAAAAAUGAGUGUCUGGCUUCCUCCGUCCAUUUAUGGAAGCCACCAAGGACUCGAAAAUUAGGUCAGUUUUUUUCUCGGAAAUUGUGCCUAAGUAUUUAAAAACGACGAACAAAAAUUGGUUCUGUUGGAAAAGAAGCGUUCUAAAAAUUAACUAGUUACUUUUAUAAAUUUAUCGAUCGGUUCACUUUCCAAUAUAUGGAAAUUUUUUUUCGCUCGAAAGACUUAUUACUAACUAGUCACCUGUAGCCAAAGUAAAGAUGUUUUAAAGGAGUUUUGAAUUUCACUAAGUAUAAAUUUGCCAUCUUUACUGAAAUGGUACAUCCGCAUGUCAAGUUGAUGUGUUAAAUAUCAAAAUUUUUUCGACAUCGUUUCUAUCUACAUUUCGUAUCUUUUUGUUAUUCAUAAUCAUAAUAUUUUUAAAAAAUUUUCACGGGUAUCCGUGCACGUGUGUUCCAUCGUAACUAUUAAAAAUUAAAUAAUCAAACGUUGAAUUUCAGCAGUGCAUUUAAUAUCUCUACGUAUGGUUGUACGAUAGUUAUGUUAUUAUUAUUUUUUUUUUUCUGUAAUAGUGUUGUAUUAAUACUUAAUUUCACGUAAAAAAAAAAUUGUACGCGAUUAUGUCUGGUUGUUUGCUUAAUUUUAAGAUACAUUUUAAUGAAUUUUUAAAUUCGUAUAAUUCGCAUUUUUACUUUUUAACUUUUUCACGUAACUGGAGUAGAUGAUUUUUUUCUCUAUCUCUCUCUGAAACUCAGAAAUAAGUGUAGUAUUUGAAUUUUGAAAAAAAAACGCUUUUAGAGUAAGAUUAUUAUAUCAUAACCAUCGCAAUUUUCAUCGUAAAUUUUUUCCAUGUGACAUAGAUAACAUAUUAGAUCGAUGUAGAGUUAACGAUACCAAAUAUUUUAGUACUUGUACAUUUUAAAGAACGCAUUUUAACAUCAGUAGGUUCAAAUGUGUUUUUAAGUAUUUCGUUUUUUUUCUUUUUUUCUUUCUUUUUUUUGUCUUGUAUAUAGAUUUUUUUUCAUACUUUUAUAUUUAUUUUUAUUUUACUAUACAUCAUUCGGCGCUGAUAUUGUGUUUUUGGUAUUAAAAACAGAAAAAUUAUAGUAGAAAAAGUAACCAACACUAAGUAAAAUAUUGUACUAGCUUUUAUUUAUUAUUAAGGUAAUGUUGACGAGAAAACGAGACGAUUUUAAAAUUAUCCGUUGAUGAUGGAUUUAUUUAAUGAAUAAAAAUGGAACCUUUA
Messenger RNA from Planococcus citri (citrus mealybug), 4392 nucleotides. RefSeq names its product Syndecan (gene Sdc). Gene Ontology annotation, cellular component: cell surface; membrane. Gene Ontology annotation, biological process: cell migration. The record is from RefSeq and is a predicted model, not a curated record. The coding region runs from base 228 to 980 and encodes 250 amino acids. The transcript has 5 exons. NCBI's taxonomy places the organism in Eukaryota, Metazoa, Arthropoda, Insecta, Hemiptera, Pseudococcidae.